Molecule: messenger RNA, 3086 nt
Organism: Glycine soja
Lineage: Eukaryota; Viridiplantae; Streptophyta; Magnoliopsida; Fabales; Fabaceae
Product: G-type lectin S-receptor-like serine/threonine-protein kinase At2g19130
Exons: 1
Coding region: 70-2628 (852 amino acids)
Biological process (GO): protein phosphorylation; recognition of pollen
Molecular function (GO): protein serine/threonine kinase activity; ATP binding
Source: RefSeq, a predicted model, not a curated record
GAGCAUUAACUACUAACUACUUUUCUUCGUUGUUCACUUGUUCCUUCAUUCAUAGUUUCUCUGUCUCCAAUGCAUCGAAAUCCAAGUACAAUUUCCUUCUUAAUUUCUCCCUACAACCACAUGAGGAACCCAUGGUUCUGCAUCUCUCUUCUCACCCUCUUUUUCUCUUUGCUCACCCACAAUUCCCUUGCAGCUCUCACGAACGUUUCUUCAAACCAAACUCUCACUGGGGAUCAAACUCUCCUCUCUAAAGGUGAAAUCUUUGAAUUGGGUUUCUUCAAGCCAGGUAACACCUCUAACUACUACAUAGGCAUAUGGUACAAAAAGGUCACCAUACAAACAAUAGUUUGGGUAGCAAAUAGGGACAACCCUGUCUCUGAUAAGAACACUGCCACGUUAACAAUUUCAGGUGGCAAUUUAGUUCUCUUAGAUGGAUCUUCAAAUCAAGUUUGGUCAACAAACAUAACUUCUCCCAGGUCAGAUUCUGUUGUAGUAGCUGUUCUCCGAGAUUCUGGGAAUCUUGUGUUAACAAAUAGGCCUAAUGAUGCUUCUGCUUCAGAUUCAGAUUCUCUGUGGCAGAGUUUUGAUCACCCAACCGACACGUGGCUUCCGGGCGGCAAAAUUAAACUCGACAACAAAACUAAAAAACCUCAGUACCUCACUUCAUGGAAGAACAACGAAGAUCCUGCCACGGGUCUUUUUUCUCUAGAACUAGACCCCAAAGGAAGCACCUCUUAUUUGAUCCUUUGGAACAAGUCUGAAGAGUAUUGGACAAGUGGUGCUUGGAAUGGACACAUUUUCAGCUUGGUUCCCGAGAUGAGGGCGAAUUAUAUCUACAAUUUCUCGUUUGUGACGAACGAGAACGAGAGCUAUUUCACAUACUCCAUGUAUAACUCGUCCAUCAUAUCGCGGUUCGUGAUGGAUGUCUCGGGGCAGGUCAAGCAAUUCACGUGGUUGGAAAAUGCUCAGCAGUGGAACUUGUUUUGGUCGCAGCCGAGACAACAGUGUGAGGUUUAUGCCUUUUGUGGCGCGUUUGGGAGCUGCACUGAAAAUUCAAUGCCGUAUUGUAACUGUUUACCUGGUUUUGAGCCGAAAUCACCGUCUGAUUGGAAUCUGGUUGAUUACUCAGGUGGGUGUGAAAGGAAAACCAAGUUGCAAUGCGAGAAUUUGAAUCCCUCUAACGGGGAUAAGGACGGGUUUGUAGCAAUUCCAAACAUUGCAUUACCUAAACAUGAACAAUCUGUGGGAUCAGGGAAUGCAGGGGAAUGUGAAUCAAUUUGCUUGAACAACUGCUCCUGCAAAGCUUAUGCAUUUGACAGUAACGGGUGUUCAAUUUGGUUUGACAACCUUCUGAAUUUACAACAGUUAUCUCAAGAUGAUAGUAGCGGACAAACUUUGUAUGUCAAACUUGCAGCAUCUGAGUUUCAUGAUGAUAAAAGCAAAAUUGGGAUGAUCAUUGGUGUGGUUGUGGGUGUGGUUGUUGGCAUUGGGAUUCUCUUGGCAAUUCUUUUGUUUUUUGUGAUUAGGCGAAGGAAGAGAAUGGUUGGAGCAAGAAAGCCUGUGGAGGGUUCGUUGGUGGCAUUUGGGUACAGAGAUUUGCAAAAUGCAACGAAGAAUUUCUCUGAGAAAUUGGGAGGAGGAGGGUUUGGUUCUGUUUUCAAAGGAACAUUGGGUGAUUCCAGUGGGGUGGCAGUGAAGAAAUUGGAAAGUAUUAGCCAAGGAGAGAAACAGUUCCGAACAGAAGUUAGCACAAUAGGGACAGUGCAACAUGUUAAUCUCGUUAGGCUCCGCGGAUUCUGCUCCGAAGGUGCCAAAAGGUUACUAGUUUAUGAUUACAUGCCAAAUGGCUCCUUGGAUUUCCAUUUGUUCCAUAACAAGAACUCUAAGGUGUUGGACUGGAAAAUGAGAUACCAAAUUGCGUUGGGAACUGCAAGGGGAUUGACUUAUCUUCACGAGAAGUGUAGAGAUUGUAUCAUACACUGUGAUGUGAAGCCAGAAAACAUUCUCCUAGAUGCUGAAUUUUGUCCCAAGGUUGCAGAUUUUGGCCUGGCUAAGCUUGUUGGAAGGGAUUUCAGCAGGGUCCUCACAACCAUGAGAGGAACAAGAGGCUAUCUUGCUCCAGAGUGGAUUUCUGGGGUGGCUAUCACAGCCAAAGCUGAUGUGUACAGCUAUGGAAUGAUGCUUUUUGAGUUUGUAUCAGGUAGGAGGAACUCUGAGCCAUCAGAAGAUGGCAAAGUUACCUUCUUCCCUUCCUUUGCAGCAAAUGUUGUUGUCCAAGGUGACAGUGUUGCUGGCCUGUUGGACCCUAGUUUGGAGGGUAAUGCUGAGAUCGAGGAAGUGACUAGAAUAAUAAAAGUUGCUUCAUGGUGUAUUCAAGACAAUGAGGCUCAACGGCCAAGCAUGGGUCAAGUGGUUCAAAUCCUUGAGGGGAUCUUGGAGGUGAAUUUGCCUCCAAUUCCAAGGUCCCUUCAAGUGUUUGUUGAUAACCAGGAGAGUUUAGUUUUCUACACUGAAUCAGACUCCACCCAAAGUUCCCAGGUGAAGAGCAACGUCUCAAAGACCUCCUCUUCUCAUGCCAUAAGUAACAUCUCUUCAGCAAGCUCCAAGUCCUUGGGAGGAGAAAAUUAGAGGGCAUGUUUAUGUCUUUUUUCUUAUUCGGUUUUUACCAAUGUAAUUGUAAUGUAUGGUGCAAAUCACUAGAUUUUAUUUUCCAUGUUAGUUUAUUUUUCAAUCAAUAUAUAAUUUGAUAUAGCUGUUACUGUAUUCAAUGAUAUGAUCAAGAUCUGGAGAGGUGUUUGGUGAGAUCAGACAAGAUGUUAUCUUGGUUAUCCAGAGGCCUCUCCAUCUCUGGAAUUUUCUAACAGGAGAAAGACACAAAGUAGAUAUGAGUGCGAAUUUUUUAAUUUUUCUCAUUAGAAAUUUCCGGUUCAAGAAAGGAGUAUGCUGUGAGGAGGGGAGUGGUUUGUGCUACCUAUUGUAUCAAAAUAUGAUAGGUUUGGUUUCUCUCUGGUAUUUUAUUAUCUUUUAUUCUGUACUGCCAUGCUAAAUGCCUAAAUUUAUGCACCCCAUUUUAUUUUGGUCUUCAA